AUGAAGAAUGAGGGUAUCUUUGCUAAAGGAGAUUUCUUCAAGAGAAGAUCUUGGGAUUUAUUUGGAAAUGGUAUCAUCAAUGCUGAUGGAGAUUUAUGGAAAGUACAGCGAAAAGCUGGUUUGAAUUUCCUCAAUGUUGCAAAUUUGAAAGUUCUUACCGAGGUUGCUCUUCCACGGUAUCUUGGAGAGACAUUGGACCAGCUUAGAUUGAAAAAAGGCAAGGUUGUUGAUUUGGGAGCUGUGUUUCAUGAAUUAACUACGAAGCUUAUGGGCAGGAUGGCAUACGAUAUGGAUAUGCGUUCCGGUGAUCCAUUCUCAUUAGCGUUUGAAUACGCAUCUGGAGCUACUGGUGAAAGGUUUCAAAACCCUCUUUGGCCUAUCACAGAAAUGAUAUUUGGUGGUCGUUUUAGAUCAUCAAUAGCAAAGGUUAAAGCAUUUGGUGCUGAAAUCGUGUCGAAUGCUGUCAAGGCUAGGCAAGAACAAAAGAAAAAGGGUGUUGAAAGAAGCUCCAUAGAUUCUAUCUCUGGUAGUUUGAUCAAGUCUCUAUUGGAUUCAAUUGAUGAUCAUCAAAUGGUAGCUGACGCAGCUCUGAAUUAUCUUUCCGCUGGUCGUGAUACUACUGCACAAGCAUUGACUUGGGCCUUUUAUCUUCUCAUGCGACAUCCAAAAGUCAUGGACAAAGUACGGCAAGAAAUAGUAUCUCUGAAUAACGACGAUCCACAUAGCGACUCAACAUCAUACCAACCUAUAGUCGUUCCAUAUGUCAUGGCUGUUUUCUAUGAAACCUUAAGACUUUACCCACCGGUGCCUUUUGAAAUCAAGCAAUGUGAGCAAUCGACCACAUUACCUGAUGGAACAUUUCUUCCAAAACACGCUGUACUUCUUUGGUGUCCAUGGGCAAUGAACAGAUCCAAAUCAACUUGGGGUGAGGAUGCCGAUGAUUUUAGACCUGAGAGAUGGUUAGAAGAUGGAGUACUGAUUUCAAAGCCUGCUUUUGAGUAUCCGGUAUUUAAUGGAGGACCACGUACUUGUCUAGGAAAGAAGAUGGCAGAAAGUGUGGCUGCACAAGUAAUUGCGACCCUAGCGGUCAAUUUUGAUUUCUCUCCAAUUGAUCAGAAAGAAAGAAUUAGUAAGAAUAGUCUUACUUUACCAAUGGAGGGUGGUCUGCCGUGUAGAGUGAAUGACUAUCUUAGCUCUGCAUGA
Sclerotinia sclerotiorum 1980 UF-70 is the source of this 1203-nucleotide messenger RNA. RefSeq lists its product as hypothetical. NCBI's taxonomy places the organism in Eukaryota, Fungi, Ascomycota, Leotiomycetes, Helotiales, Sclerotiniaceae. Gene Ontology annotation, molecular function: iron ion binding; oxidoreductase activity, acting on paired donors, with incorporation or reduction of molecular oxygen; monooxygenase activity. Bases 1 to 1203 code for a protein of 400 amino acids. The record is from RefSeq and is a predicted model, not a curated record. The transcript has 4 exons.